Messenger RNA from Cryptococcus wingfieldii CBS 7118, 1197 nucleotides. RefSeq lists its product as hypothetical. NCBI's taxonomy places the organism in Eukaryota, Fungi, Basidiomycota, Tremellomycetes, Tremellales, Cryptococcaceae. The record is from RefSeq and is a predicted model, not a curated record. The transcript has 2 exons. The coding region runs from base 1 to 1197 and encodes 398 amino acids.
AUGCACAACCACCAGUACCCCUCCGACAAGUCGCUCUCCAACAUAUUCGAGAGCGCCGGCUCCCCAUCCCCGGUCUUGCCGGUCGACCCAGCGCCGGCAUACUCUGCUCUCCCCGACAGGGGGACCGAGUUUUUCCUUGCCCCCAUUCUCAAUGGCAAAGUAGGUGACAUUGAGCUUGAGACGGUGGAUGGCAAGCGGUUCUUGGUCCACAAAAAGGUGUUGGAGCAAGAGACGGUCUUCUUCCACAUCUACUAUGGCUUCGUUCCUGUUUGGCGCUUGAGUGGUCAGCCUCAAGCCGCAUCUGUGGAUCAUGCUCCUGGUGCCCAUCGUCCCCGGGAGAAUGCCGCCUCUCCCCUAAGCAGCUUCCUUUGUCUCCCAAAGUUGCUUGCCUCGCAUCUCUCGCGAUCGCCAGCAGCCGCCAACCUGCUCGCGCAGCACCAUAUGGCACAAGUCCGCACCGAGCCGUCAGGGAUCCCAAGCUCGCCCCCACCAGCGUUCGAUGACAUUCCUCCUCCCCCUCCUCCCCCAAAAGACAUUACCGCGCCUACCCCUACUGCCUCCCCGUACACUUGGGCCGUUCCGGAAACGUCCCUCAUCCUCACUGCCUUCCUGUCUCUCAUCUACCCUCCCGGCGUCAUCUCCCCUUCUCCCACCUCACUUCUCACUUCCCUCGAUAUGACAGGCCGGGUCGUCCGCGCCGCCCUCGGAUACCAGAGUGCCAAAGCUCUGAGUAUGGCAAGGGACACGAUGGCUGACUGGGUGGACAGUGACCCGGUACAUGUCUAUUCCAUGGCCAGCUUCUUCAAGUUUGGUGAUCUCGCCAAACUGGCGAGCACAAGGGCUGUGGGCAUUGCGUCGGAAGAUUGGCCGGAGGAUGCAAAGGUGCUGAUGGGACGGACGGCUGCGGGCAGGCUGCUUGGCUUGCAACAUUCGCGAAAGACGGGACUGAAAGAGAUUCUCUCCAAACCCAUGGAAGAAGAUGAUCAUUGCUGCUCUUGCGUUCGCUACCCUAUGGCACGCGAUGUCUGGCAGCGCAUGACUGAGCAACUGGCUACCCGGGUGGCAGCAGACAGCGAUCUGAUAGAGUUGCUGAACGUGGAUCUGAGAGGAGGUCAUUGUGGAGAGUGUUUGGUGCUGCUGGGAAGGAGUGUGCAGAGGUGUCUGUAUGAGGCCAAGGAUCUACCCAGGAUGGUCUGA